Molecule: messenger RNA, 3019 nt
Organism: Plutella xylostella (diamondback moth)
Lineage: Eukaryota; Metazoa; Arthropoda; Insecta; Lepidoptera; Plutellidae
Gene: Tbc1d15-17
Product: TBC1 domain family member 15/17
Biological process (GO): activation of GTPase activity
Molecular function (GO): GTPase activator activity
Source: RefSeq, a predicted model, not a curated record
AGUGUUUAUUUUCUCUAUGGUCGGUGAGCAUUUUUUUGGUGGUAGGUAUUUAUUUUGUUUGUUGACAAAAUUCAUGAUGAAAACGAAAAUAAAGUGGUAAAAUUCGUGUGAUUCACUGUUUUGUGUCUUUGAAAAGAAAUAAAAUAUGUCUUCAAGCUCGGUAGAAGAUUUGCCAGAUCAAUACAAGGAUCUAUUUACACAAGAUGGAGUACUUCUCAAGGCAUGCAUCGGUCGACCAAUCACGGACCUCAACACGAUUGGUAUGCUAUGCAUCGUGGAGACUCCAGAGAGGACCAAGUGCAUUGAGUGGCGGCCUCUCGACCUGAUCACCAUCGAUUCUGACACUCAGGACCAGGAGUGGGCUGUUGUUAAUACCAUUGGGCGUCGACAGAGGACUCUCAGUGGCAACUUAACAUCAGACUACAUGACAGCUCGAGCGCGCAUCAUCAAGAUCCCCCUCGACGACCUCAAGACCUUCCGGGUCUCACGCAACAGCCAACAGAUGCAGUUCUCCACCAAACCAGGCAUUUGGCAAACCACAUUCUUCUUCCAGCAUGGAAAUGCUGAAGUAUUUGUUACAUACCUGAAGAACCAUGUCAAAACAGCCAAGGCCAGGCAUGAUAGAAAUACGUACCUGGUCAUUGAACCGAGCCAAGAGACUCAAGCUCUGAAUAGAUCAUUUGCUGAGUUGGAUAUCUUUACAGAGAACACUACAGAUGUUGUGUGGAGCCUUGUAUCGAAUUUCAAACAGAGGCCUUAUGAGACUACUUUAGAAGCGUUUUCCAAGUUGACUGAUAUAGUAUACUACGGCAAUGAAGCAGUCAACGGGAAGCGUGACGUUUCUGAUGAAGUUGCGGACUUAUUGACUAAGAGCAUGAGUGCCCUGGAAGACGCCACCUCAGUGACGAAAAGUGACGAGUAUGAGGUCAUCAGUGUGAAGCCUACCCUACAACCGCGACCUGCUAUACCUAGAGGUACACCCCUAUCCACCGAGAAGUGGGAAGGGCUCGCUGACACUGAAGGACGAAUCACAGAAGUUGAUGGUGUUCGACAACUAAUAUUUAGAGGGGGUGUAGCGCAUUCCAUAAGGCACUCAGUGUGGAAAUACCUGCUAGACUACUAUCCCUGGAACAUGACCCGGACUGAACUCAAGUCACUACAGAGGAAGAGGACAGAAGAAUACUUCUCAAUGAAACUGCAAUGGCGCUCAAUGACUGACGCACAAGAGUCGAGGUUCUCCGAAUACAGAGAUCGGAAAAGUCUUGUGGAAAAAGACGUGAAUCGUACGGACAGGACACAUCCAUUUUAUGCCGGCGAUAACAACCCCAACUUAGUGGUUCUACAGGAUAUACUGAUGACCUAUGUGAUGUACAACUUUGACCUGGGAUAUGUUCAAGGAAUGAGCGAUAUUUUGGCUCCGCUGCUUUUGUUGUUAGGCAACGAAGUCGACAGCUUUUGGUGUUUCGUCGGCUUUAUGGACAAAAUUGCGUCAAACUUCGACAUGGACCAGGCGGGCAUGAAGCAGCAGCUGCUCCACUUGCAGCAACUGCUGACGUUCGCCAGCCCCCCCCUCGCGCACCACCUCGCGCAGAAGGACUCCGGGAAUAUGUACUUCUGCUUUAGGUGGUUGCUGGUCUGGUUCAAGCGGGAGUUCUCGCAUAGGGAUAUUAUGAGGCUAUGGGAAGUUCUUUGGACGGGGUUGCCAUGUGCCAACUUCCAUUUACUAAUCUGUGUUGCUAUACUUGACGCUGAAAAAGAUACCAUCAUAAACAACGACUACGGAUUCACCGAAAUUCUCAAACACGUGAACGACUUAUCCAUGAGCCUCGACGUAGACCACAUUCUGAGCUCCGCAGAAGGCAUUUACCACCAAAUUAAAUAUGCCGACCAUCUGACAGACCCCAUACGGGUGAUUCUCGGCUUCCCGGUCGAGACGCCACAGCCUCAGCCGGACUCUGACGACGACGAACUACCCACCACCUCCAAGUCGAAUAGCCCAACUGCAAAUGGUAAAUCAGAGAGUGACGUAAUGAAAGGGAGUACUAAUUCUGGAAGCAUCUAUGGAGCCGAUACGGAGGAAGUUACACUCGAAUAUAAUGGCUUACACAUAUCCAUAGUGACGAAAAGUGUUUUGGUAUUACUGGCUUAGAGUUUAUUUUAGAAGAUUAGACUAGAAGUAAAAAUUGAUUAUAUAAUAAUUCGAUUAUGUAUCUUGUUGACUGUACCUAAGAGUGAUAUAUUACAUUUUAUAUUUUUAUAUGUCUGUCGUGCUCUGCUAAAACUUAAGUAUUGUAUUCAUGCUCUCCUUUGGUUCUAGAAGAGUGUUUUAUUGAUAAUGUUUGUAAGUUGGAAUGUUGGUUGUUGAUUUGUGAUUGGAUUGAAUGUAAGAUAUAAACAUAGCUUAGAGCCUUAUCAGAAAUAUAUAUUUUAUAGUCUAUUACUUAUUUCGAGAAGAUCCUUACAAUUCUUACAAAUGUAAUGAAGAGGUGCUAAGCCUUGUAUCACCAAUUUAUCAGUGAUCUGAUCACGACACAGAUAUUUGUUAAAGAUAAUACUAUAGAACGUUGUUUUGUGAGGUAUUAUCUGUUAGGCUUUCUGUUUGUAAACCAUUACUUGAUGAGCUACAUAUUUGGUAAAAAAUAUUAUACUUAUAGGUAAACUGCACCGGUGAAGAUAAACCACAUUAGCUGAAAGCUGCCGUCUAAAAUAAGAUGGAAUAAAAAUACAGGAUAGAAUUUUAUCAGUGAACAAGACUUGUCAACAGUCAGACUUGAUGUAUAAGACAUCCUGAAAAGGAUCAGCUGAAAAUAAUUGCGAAAAACUUAGUAAUAUUUUUCAUUGUACCACUUCAAAUCGGGUGUUUUACUGAUAAUAUUCCGCACUGUUUACAUUUGUCGCGUCUACAAUAUAUCACCGAUGAAGUUUCACUCUAAAAAUACCUAGCCUAUAAGUAUGAAUAGAACCUAUAUCUCAGUGAGUGAUAAUAUGUUGGCAAUAAAACAACCUUUCUGUAUAAAAA